Pristis pectinata (smalltooth sawfish) is the source of this 1734-nucleotide messenger RNA. RefSeq names its product kyphoscoliosis peptidase (gene ky). The transcript has 7 exons. Bases 1 to 1734 code for a protein of 577 amino acids. Lineage: Eukaryota; Metazoa; Chordata; Chondrichthyes; Rhinopristiformes; Pristidae. The record is from RefSeq and is a predicted model, not a curated record.
AUGUGGCAUCAGCUGUUCACAAUCUAUACCCAGAGGAUGAAGGAUCUGGACGAGGGAAGCAGCUGUAAGUUUGCUGAUGAUACUGAGCUGAUUGACAGUGUGGACUGUGUGGAGGAUUUAGGGGGUUGUAGAAAGUUUGUGAAUGAUGACAUUUUCAACCUGAAGUCCAUGAAAAUGGACUUGACAGAAUUUGAGGCUCUUGAUGCAUAUGCUUGCAAAGUUCCUCCAAGGAGUUCUGUGUCUGCCCUGGUACAGGACUUGUUGCAGUAUGCAAGCACAAAUCUGGAGAAAAUUCGAGCCAUAUGGAUGUGGAUCUGUUGUCAUAUUGAGUACGAUGUGAAGGGAUACCACAAUAAGGAGCAGUUACACUCUGGCCCAGAUGACGUAUUGAAGACUGGAAAAGCAGUGUGUGCUGGGUAUUCGGGACUCUUUUGUCAAAUGUGCAGUUUUGCAGCUGUGGAGUGUACUGAAAUCUCAGGAUACUCCAAAGGCUAUAAUUACGAUGUUGGGAAGAAGUUCAAAGGAGAUUCGGACCAUGCAUGGAAUGCCGUGUUUCUGGAAGGGAAGUGGCAUCUCCUGGACAGUACGUGGGGAGCGGGUCACGUUAACGAGACCUGCACCAAGUUUACCCGCAAGUACGUUGAAUUUUAUUUCUUCACACAUCCAUCACUUUUCAUCAAUAAUCAUUUCCCCAUGGAAGAAAAGUGGCAGCUGAUUUCUCCAAGGAUUUCCCUCAAGAUAUUUGAAAAUAUGGUGUUCAGAACUGGUGAAUUUUUUAAUAUGGGUCUGACAUACAUCCACCCAGAUGUGCAGGUGAUAUCCACAGUAAACGGAAGAGUGAUCAUCAACGUGGAAGGGCACUCCCCAACCUUGUUCAUGUACAGCCUGGACGACAGGAAGGACUGUGCGAUCAUAACCCUGACCAGGUACGGCAUGAAGCUGGAGGUCCUGCCCCAGAAGACAGGAGACCACAAGUUAAAGGUGUACGCUAAACUGUGGGACUCCGAAGAGGAGACGUACUCUUUCAUUUGUUCCUAUUUAGUUAAAUGCGAGUCGGUGGAUGAAAACUUCAAGCUGCCGAAGGCGUUUCACAACCCGAUGGGUCCCAGCUGGCUCACGGAGACCAAAGGUCUGCUCCAGCCUUCACACCCCGAGCCCCUCAUCUACUGCAACGAUGGCCAGUGCGCUGUGCGCUUUCUGGUGAACAAGGAGCUGAGCUUCGCCAGCAAGCUCUCCUGCGAUGAGGUCAAGCUGUCAGAUGAGGUCAUGAGGAACCAUGUCUUCAAAACCCAAUUCGGCAAUUGGGUGGAGUUCAAGAUCCAACUCCCCCAGUCCGGCCUCUAUGUGUUUGCAAUCUUUGCCAAGGACAAGGCGAGCCGCAGCCCCACACAUGACCACGUCUGCGAAUAUUUAAUCUCCUGUGCCAACCGCAAUGUCCACUGGCCGGGCUUCCCCAAGAUCUUCAGCUCCUGGACGGACGGGUGUGAACUGGUGGAGCCUCUGUCUGGCACCCUACCCCCAAACCAGAUGGUCAAGUUCAAGCUCAAAAUCCCCCAUGUCAGGAAAGUUCAGGUGUAUGGGAAGGGACCGUGCCCACUCAACAUGAGCAAAGACGGCUACUGGGAGGGCGUCUGCAACACCGAGGACGUCAAGCACCUCAACGUGGGGGUGUCGGACAAAAUGUUUGACAACAAGAUUACAUUUGCCCUUCAGUAUGAAGUGAGAGGCACAUAA